ACACUAAAUCAAUUUUUAACAGAGAACCGUAUUUUAAGCUUAUUUCCUACGUUGUGCAACCCAGUUGGAACUUGGAAUUAUAGAUCGCAUCCAUCAAUUUUUUGGCUUAAACCCUAACUACAAUUUCUUUCAAACUACCGACUGCUCCAAAUGUUCAAGAAGUUCUGCAAUGAAGAAGUGUCUGGACAAAAUCAAGUCAAAGCUUCUGUCCAGCGCAGAAUCCGGCAAAGCAUUGCAGAAGAAUACCCAGGACUCGAGCCUGUUCUUGAUGACUUGCUUCCAAAGAAAUCACCCCUGAUUGUUGCAAAAUGUCAAAAUCAUCUGAAUCUAGUCGUGGUGAACAAUGUACCACUGUUUUUCAACAUACGUGAUGGACCAUAUAUGCCCACACUGCGGCUUCUUCAUCAAUAUCCAAAUAUAAUGAAGAAACUGCAAGUUGACAGGGGAGCUAUUAAGUACGUCCUGUCUGGUGCUAACAUAAUGUGUCCCGGACUUACUUCUCCAGGAGGUGCCCUCGAUGAUGAAGUAGAAGCAGAGACUCCUGUUGCAAUAAUGGCUGAAGGGAAGCAACAUGCUCUUGCUAUUGGAUUUACAAAAAUGUCAGCAAAGGAUAUAAAAACAAUCAACAAAGGAAUUGGUGUUGACAAUAUGCACUAUCUUAAUGAUGGCCUUUGGAAGAUGCAGCGGCUGGAUUGAGUGUAGAAACCAAACAAUGGAUAUCAUCUGGCGCUCCCUCUAAUGAUUAUCAUCAUUGUUUGUUAUAAACUAUUUUUAAAGUGCUUACACUAUAAUUAUGUAGAUUGGAGCUGAAAUUUGCCGAGCGUCUCUGCGUUUUGUGCAUUUUUAAUCUAAAGUUGACGAACAUUUCAGAGUAUAUAUAACAUGUGUGUGAUAAUUUAUUAGCAAAGAUUUAUGUUCUUUAAUUUCAACUUUUUGUGUGUGGUCAAAU
Molecule: messenger RNA, 949 nt
Organism: Cuscuta europaea
Lineage: Eukaryota; Viridiplantae; Streptophyta; Magnoliopsida; Solanales; Convolvulaceae
Source: the annotation of a GenBank genome assembly